AUGUCGCAAUCCGACUUACAAGGAACAACGGUCAAAGUGAAUCCAGUGCCGUGUCAAACGGGCGGGCUGAAUAGAAUUCUCGUGUCAUAUGGUGGAGCGUUGAUGUGGUCUCUGGCAACCAAUGAAUGCCGGACGUGGUUUGCUUUUAUUUCCCAUUUCCAUGCCUUUUGGCCGCGAAGGAUUGAGUUCUGGCAUAAUGAUCGUCUAAUCACUGCAGAAAAUUGGGACAAGGUCCUAAAACUGGCUGAAGGGCUAAAGGGCGAUGUGAAGUUGAAGUUGAAGCUGGCGUAUGAUGUCCCCCGAGGAACGGCUGAUUGCCUACAAACGGCUAACGAGAUCAUCAGGCAACCGGAUAUGCCUCGAGGGUUGUUCAUCGUGGGUUCCAAGGCAUCUGGAAAGCGUCCUGAACACUCGGCAGCAGCUCCAUUGGAAUAUCUGCACGUCUUCACGCUUGUGUCGAAAAGCUCAGAAUCGACUGGUGACGCUGUACUCCAGGACCUACAGGGCCAACUAUCGGCAGCCGAAAAGUUCCUGACGGAGAAGACGUCGUACUCAGCACAGAGAGGAUAUAAACGAUGCGGACUCAUGACGAGAGAUGGUCUACACGAGUAUCUGGAAAAACUCGCAGCUCGCGUCGACGAGAAGAAAAGUGAUACAGCCCGCCGCUCGUAUGAUGACAGCCUCGCCGUCUUCAACAUGGCGGACAUGCUGUUCCAAACAUUCUUCCCUCUCACAUUCCACGGACUUCCCACCACAGGCAAAUACUGGGGCGCGCUGAGCAAGCUGCUGAAGAUACCCGAGCUCGAUGGCGACAAUGCUGUAGAUGCAACCCCCUCUUCCAUUUUGGACAUCAAAAACGCUCUCUUUGACUUGACUCAGGACAUACCGUCGUUCCAAGAUAUCAUGGCAUUUGCAGGAAAAGAAGAUCGGGCUGCCAUGACAUUGCCCAAUGAGCUUGUGACUGCGUGGCUACACAUCGUUUUCGGCCUGAUUUACAGUACCUAUGCGCCGGACUGGCAAAGCCACAUGAUAAAGGCCAGACAGCUGAUGAGAGACGGAAUGCAGAAGCUGAUUCAGGGCAUUUCCAACGAUAAUCUGCUGGACAAGGCUGUCAUGCUGCCAACUGAAAUCAUGUCGCUCAUCACACUCAAUCUCUUGCAUGACGACGUGGGGAAGUAUGAUGACAUUGGCGACACGUACUCGCUCUACCUCAAUCUCCUAGACACAGACAUCACCACGAAGCCAUCCAAUCGGACGUAUCAGCAUCGAAUUGAUCUCGUCAAGCAAGAAAUGACCGCCAUCAAAAGGACCCUAGCGAAACAGCGAAGCAUAAUCGCGAUGCUGAGGAAUAAGACCAGCUACGCCCAAGGAAAUUUCGUCGUCAGAUACGGAGAGGAGAUGCCACCGCGCAUGAGAACCGACUACGAGGACGACGUGAGAACUGCCCCCGGGUACAGACAUCGAGCUGCUGAAGUCAGGACGCUUGGACUCGGCGACUACGAGCGGCGCGGAGUCGGUGUCCAGUUCCUCGACGACUUGGAGGCAGCUUCCAAGCUGUCGUCGACAGACGCGGGAGGGUUUCGAGGCCUCUUUCUGGCCGACUGCGCGAAGCUCAUAGAACAAAGAGAGUACGAGUUCCGGCGAAACACAGAGUAUGCCGAGGAUCUCGAGCGAGAGAUAUCGUACAAGAUGGAGUGGACCAAGGACAAGCAGGAGAACGCCAUCUACGCGUUCACUCUGGUGACGAUCAUCUUCCUGCCGCUGAGCGCCAUAUCGAGCAUCUUUGGCAUGAACACCAACGACAUCCGCAACAUGGACUUUGACCAAUGGCUCUACUGGGCGGUGGCCCUGCCUGUCACCAUCAUCAUCAUCAUUGCGGGCCUGUGGUGGAUGGACGAGCUCGGCAACGCAACGGACUGGCUCCUUGGCAGGCGCGGUCGUUCGCCGGAGUACGGGGGGCCCUCGCUGCCUUCCGGAGCCGGCGUGGCUAGGCCAAGUGUGCCAGUGACGGACUAUGAGUCGGCGAGCCUUGACAGCGAGGAGAUGCCCGUUGCGCAUCAUCGAGCGCGAUAUCUGCGGCCGACUAUGCGGAGUUAUAGCGGCAAUGUUGAGGUUGUCCUGCCUGCUGUGCCGCGGCCGCGAAGGCGCAGGAGCUCUUACUACAAAUACUGA
Trichoderma citrinoviride is the source of this 2172-nucleotide messenger RNA. RefSeq lists its product as hypothetical. NCBI's taxonomy places the organism in Eukaryota, Fungi, Ascomycota, Sordariomycetes, Hypocreales, Hypocreaceae. Gene Ontology annotation, cellular component: membrane. The transcript has 4 exons. Gene Ontology annotation, biological process: transmembrane transport; metal ion transport. The coding region runs from base 1 to 2172 and encodes 723 amino acids. The record is from RefSeq and is a predicted model, not a curated record. Gene Ontology annotation, molecular function: magnesium ion transmembrane transporter activity; magnesium ion binding; cobalt ion transmembrane transporter activity.